Molecule: messenger RNA, 500 nt
Organism: Antrostomus carolinensis (chuck-will's-widow)
Lineage: Eukaryota; Metazoa; Chordata; Aves; Caprimulgiformes; Caprimulgidae
Product: clusterin-associated protein 1-like
Exons: 4
Biological process (GO): cilium assembly
Cellular component (GO): intraciliary transport particle B; cilium; microtubule organizing center
Source: RefSeq, a predicted model, not a curated record
GAAUCUCUGCUCUUGCUUAUUUUUCAGAUUUUACUGAGAUGAUGAGGGCACUGGGGUAUCCCCGACUCAUAUCUAUGGAGAAUUUCCAUAGCCCAAACUUUAUGCUUGUUUCCGAAGUGCUCCUCUGGCUGGUGAAAAGGUAUGAACCUCAGACUGACAUUCCUCCUGAUGUGGAGACAGAACAGGACCGGGUUUUCUUCAUUAAGGCAGUGGCUCAGUUUAUGGCAACCAAAGCUCACAUAAAGCUCAACACAAAGAAGCUUUACCAGGCAGAUGGCUAUGCAGUGAAGGAACUGCUGAAGGUCACCUCUGUGCUUUAUGGUGCUACGAAUACCAAGGGAGUGGAACGUGCGGCCGUGAGUGAGGAGGACAGCAGCAAGUUCAAGUUUGAUCUUGGCUCCAAAAUUGCUGACUUGAAGGCAGCUAGACAGCUUGCUUCCGAAAUCACCUCCAAAGGAGCAAGUCUGUAUGACUUACUUGGCAAAGAAGUUGAACUGAGG